UAUGCUAGUCAUUACUUUGAAUGAGAGAAAUAUUACAGAGAGAUAUAAAUGAGCCUGCAGUCCUGGCAACAUACAACAACACGUCUACAUGCCAUAUCAGGAAUCUAAACUGCUUUAAUACAUUAACAUUGCAAGACUUUUCUUCAGGAAAUCACAAAGGACCAGACAAUGCUGUUAUUGCACAGCCUCCUCCACCCUCGGAUCUUUGUCUUCGUUGCUUUCCUGUGGAGUUGUCCAUCACUUUCCCUGGCUGGUAACAUCUUAAUCUAUCCUGUGGAUGGAAGCCAUUGGCUUAACAUGGACAUCCUGCUCCGAGAACUUCACAAGGGAGGUCAUAAACUAACAGUGAUCCGUUCUUCCUCCAGCUGGUACAUACCAGAGAUCGCGGCACACUACGUGUCCAUCACCGUUCCUGUUUUGCACAUCAACAGCCUGGAGGACCCACAGUACAUGGCUUCUUUUCUUAGGAGAAACAUCGACAUUCAACGAAAUGAAGGGUCUGUUUGGUCAUUCAUAGGCCUGCAGAAAGAAAUUCUCGCUCUUUUAGAGGAGUGUCACAGAUCUUCUGCUGAGAUGGUGAGGAUCAUCCUGGAAGAUGAAAAGCUGGUAAACAGACUCAAAAAAGCAAAGUACGAUAUGAUGUUGACUGACCCAGGCUUUGCAGGAGGGGUCGUGUUGGGCGCAUACCUGAAUCUACCAAUGGUGUACAACGUGCGGUGGAUUACGAAUGGGGAGGGUCACUUCGCAAUCGCACCCUCGCCACUUUCCUACAUCCCGACUAUUGGAUCCGUCGUAACAGACAAAAUGACCUUUACAAACCGAAUCAAAAACAUCCUGCAUUAUGGAAUUGGUCAAUACAUAGAUCAUAAAAUCACAAGGCCUCUAUAUCAUGAAGUUAUCAGCAAAUACAUUGACCCAAAUACCAACAUAUACUCUUUAAUCCAAGGAGCGGAUUUGUGGCUCAUGAGAGUCGAUUUUGUAUUUGAGUUUCCUCGUCCUACAAUGCCCAACGUGGUCUACAUUGGAGGCUUUCAAUGUAAACCCUCCAGGCCUCUUCCGGCCGAUCUGGAGACAUUUGUGGAGAGUUCUGGAGAGCACGGGGUGGUGAUCAUGUCUUUGGGGAGUCUGCUUGGAAGUUUGGUUCCUGACAUAUCCGAAGUCGUCGCGUCUGCCUUCGCUCGCCUGCCACAAAAGGUGAUUUGGAGGCACAUAGGGGAAAAGCCAACUUCUUUGGGAAACAAUACACUGGUAGUGGAUUGGUUGCCUCAAAAUGACCUUCUGGGCCAUCCUAAAACGAAAGCUUUCGUCACACAUGGAGGAACGAAUGGAAUUUAUGAGGCCAUCUAUCACGGCGUGCCGAUGCUGGGCCUGCCACUCAUCUUCGAUCAGUUUGACAACAUGGUUCGCCUCCAGGCCAGAGGAGUAGCACAAGUGCUCGACGUCACAGCCCUGGAUGUAGAUACGCUAACACAAGCACUGAGGAACAUUCUAGAUGAAAAUCAACCAUUUCAGAAAAAUAUGCAGAGAAUGUCAAUCCUGCAUCAUGACACACCCAGCAAGCCAAUGGACAAAGCCAUCUUCUGGCUGGAGUUUGUUAUGAGGCAUAAAGGGGCAGCACACUUGCGCACCGAGUCUUAUAAGCUUCCAUGGUAUUCCUACCACAAUGUGGAUGCAUUGAUGCUUAUAACAGGUUUGUUUGUGGUAGCCUGUUGGUUGCUGAUCAUGAUGAGCAGGGCACUGUUAAAAGUUUUUGUAAGAAAAACAAAAACUGAGUGAGGCAACACUAUUUUUUGGUUUAUAAAAUUUAAGAUUACCUUUGAUAGACGAUAUUGAUGUUAAGAUAUUUGUAUUUUAUGUGUCAAGCUUUCCCCAAGUCAGUUGUAAACAUCUGGUUGACCCAAUGUCCUUAAAAUGUUUAUUAAUUAGAGAUGCAACGGAAUAUUGGUUAUAGGUCGAUAAAAGUGAUUUUUCACAAUGUCGGCAGAUUGGGCGCUAUUCCAAGAUAGUUUAAACACAGAAAAUGAUCAGGGCGGAUAUAUCCCGUCAUUUAAAAUAGGACAGGAAAAAGCAAAUCAUUUAGAAAAUGUUAAGAAGCAUCACCAGUUUGAUGUUUAAUAUUAACAGUCAUUAUACAAAAUAAUAACAUUUAGAAAGUUAAGAAAUAAAAAUUUAAUUUUCAGAAUCGGUAUUAGCAGAUAUUACUCUGAAUAA
Molecule: messenger RNA, 2211 nt
Organism: Triplophysa dalaica
Lineage: Eukaryota; Metazoa; Chordata; Actinopteri; Cypriniformes; Nemacheilidae
Gene: ugt5e1
Product: UDP glucuronosyltransferase 5 family, polypeptide E1
Exons: 2
Coding region: 169-1776 (535 amino acids)
Molecular function (GO): UDP-glycosyltransferase activity
Source: RefSeq, a predicted model, not a curated record